Molecule: messenger RNA, 3586 nt
Organism: Capsaspora owczarzaki ATCC 30864
Lineage: Eukaryota; Filasterea; Ministeriida; Capsasporidae
Exons: 3
Coding region: 1519-3450 (643 amino acids)
Source: RefSeq, a predicted model, not a curated record
AUUGCGUCUUGCUUCAUUCACUGCAUCUUUGGUCCCGCAAGAGCUUGGCCUUUCUUGUUUCAUGAUCCAAGCAUGCUCAUAUCAUUUUCCCACAGCAACUCGGCAUGAGCUUCAUGCACGGUACUUGGGGCUGUACUGUAUGUCGUGGCGAACGACAGUUUGUUUCGUUGAGCGCUGGGUUCAAAACUGGCAUUUUCUCGUGUCUCGCUGCUUUGCCAGCGAAAGGCUGCCUCGCACUACGAUGACAGGCUCCCGAUGAAGCAGCCGCUUUUCAAAAUCUCACACCAUGCGGGCGAGCCGGAUAUUGAGGAUGGGGCACGCCUUGUGGGUGUGCCAAGCGUCCGUCGCCAAAGUUGAGAUGUCGCCAUCGCUCCUUGUCGUUGACGCGGUCUGCUGUGGCACGACGACUCCGUGGCCAUGGCUGCGUGCGGCAAUUCAUGGUCGUCGCAUUGGAUUGGAGACGCCGAGAAGCGCGCUCAAUCAAAACCAAUUGAGGCGAGCGGUGGCAGCAGAGGCAGAUGGACGCUGCCGGUCGAGGAAGGCGCGAAAUGUUGCGCGGUUGCUCAUUGAGGAUUUUGUGCGCGACUCGAACACAACAGGAUGACGCCGACUUGGAACUAGGAUGGCGCUGACUUGAAUUGGCUUGGGCACUCAGGAUGGCGCGGAUGCUGACGAGCGCGGUUCGGCCCCCAAAAAGAUGCAACGUAAACACGGUUCGUCAAGCAGUCCUGUUGUCUCCAUGCAUGUUCGCCAUGCCUCAAAAAAACCAAGGUCGUUCAAUCCUUCGUGCCGUGUGUGGACAAAGUCCCAUCACCGAUACGGACAGUGGCCUCAGCACCGUUCCAGUCUCGAGCGGCAGCACAUUUGGUGAGAGGAUGAGCCACCUAUUGGUCGACGGCAGAGCAAGAUCGCAUGUAAUUUUUUAUCAGCCCGCUGGACAAGAAGAAGGACGCACGCUGAAUCCAACUUGCUCAGUCGCCAAAGGCGUGACGGAAUCCACGCAAGUUGCCAUUGUUGAUCCUGUCAACUGUCAACUGUCAAAAGCAAGUCUCUGCCGUUUCGGCGACGCGGCUCCAAGCCCCCCCCCCCUUCUUUAUGCGUCCGAGUUGCUACGUCUCGCGCGCGGUCUGCUGCUCCAGCUGUCUUCCGCCGAGCCUUAAAACCCGUGCCGAUGCUGAUUCUUGUGUCUGAACCUCGCUCGGAUUCCGUUUUUAUGAAAUCUCGGAUACGUAUUUUCCCACUCAAGCAUGUCUUUUGGCCACUCCUUUCUUCUGACAGAUUUUGCUGUGGGCAUUAUUUCUUUCUUCUCGCCUUCCUUUUUUUCUUUUCUUCUCGCUUUUUAUUUUUCUUCUUUCAAUCUUGUUUCGGGCCGUUGUCGUGUUGGUUGUUUGAUUUUCUGCAACCUCCCGCAUCAAGUGCCCUCCUACACCUCUCUUCCUCCACUUUGAUUGACGGCGAACGAGAGCACAACUUGCCUCAAGCUGAAACGCAAACGGGAUCUCCUCAACUGUAUCAUUGAUGCAAGAGCCAAGCGAGCGUCCAGCCACAACUACCACCACAACCACCACGCGCGAGACAGCGUGCCGCACCAAGCCAAGCGUUUUCCGCAGUGGUUCGCACGAGGGCGGCGCGACGAAGAUGGAUUCGGUUGCCGGCGUGCCGCUGUUCACGACCGUCUCGGGUCGGUUCAAGCUGUGCCGCGGCGAGUUUGGCCUCGAGAACUCAAAGCUGCUCUGGUGCACCGACUGCCGACGGAAAAAGAGCUGCCACUACUUUCACGAGAUUGUUGGAGUGCUGCCCACGUUCCUGCUGCACUGCACGCGCGCACAUCUUGUCGCCAUGGGUGCGCGGGUGGGCGUUGACGCGGCUUGCAUCUCGGCAGCUCGGAUUGCCGCGGAGACUGGUCCCGUGGUCGCCGACCGCCGCCAAGCUGAGGUGAGCAAGCUGCGAGCACUGGCUCGCAAUCCGGGCAAGAAUGGCAAGCGUCGGGAAAUAGAACAGCUUUUGUCGAGCUGCUGCGUUGCGACAGGCCACUGCAGCAUGCAUGGCGCGGACAGCCUCGCUGCACCCGGUGAUGCCAAUCCGACCUCGCCGUCAGCCUCGGCGGUUUCGGGUGGCCAGACUUUACCGGCAGGUGCAGCUCGUGGAAUUGAAGCUCUGUCGGACACUCCUGUGAAAGAACGUGUAUCCUCAACUGCGCGUGGUCCAGAAGGACGGUCAGACACGAGAGCCUUCCGGUCUUCGAAGCGCAAAUUGAGCUUCUCUGAGGACGACACACCCGAGGGCGGAUUGCCAGAGACCAAGCGCUUCAGCUUUGGUCAGCCUCCGCCUGUUUCAGCAGCCAAUCCAGCCAUUCGGGUCUCGAUUGCAAAAAGCAUUGCAAAUGAGUCGACUCGUAAAGUGGGUGCAGCAACCAGGUAUGAUUUGACGCGGGCUCAUCCGUUCGUGUUUGAUCGUCCGACCCAGCCUGCACCGCCGCCGAGCGCUGUGCAAUCGACCAAGACUCGUCCGCUCGCCCUCGCGCUCCUGAUUGGCACUGCUGGAGGCCACCAAGUGCACGCAGAAGAGCCCAAGAGCAUCUUGCCUCAAAACAGCGAGUCUCAGUGGUCGACCACCGCGACGCAUUGCCCAUCCGAGUCGGAGCCCUUGACAGUUCCGGCUGAGGCGACGACGGAUCCAGAGGCCGUCCACGCAAAUGAUGCAACGACCACGCAGCAGCUGCCGAGGCCAAGCACCACGCGUACGACUCUGACAUCACCCGCCGUCGAGCAGCCUUGCCACAAACCUGGCUGCAGCACUGGUGGCAAUCAUCGCGCCAUCCGUCGGUUUGCCCAUUCCACACCCAAAAGACCCCUCAUCCGAGCGCGUACAUCACCGCCAUCGAUCAAGCAGCUCAUAGAGGAAGCCUCGCAGCCACCGCUGUCACACCGCGUCCCGUCCUUUGAAAUCGCCCGGGCGGCGACUGGCACGUCGCUGCAUCGAUGGGUGGUCGAACUGGUCACCAAGUCUGUGGAUGAGCACUUUGAGCGGUACUCCCCCCGUUUGCGCAACACUUUGCGCCACUUUGCUCAUCGCCGAGGAGCAACCAGUGGUGCCAGGAGCCGCGGGAGCGAACCUCCGAAAAGGCCAGAGCAGCCGCGCCACGUUCCAAUGCACGGAGUGAUGCUGAGCUACGACGACGCCACGUCCAACGUUUUGGACAUGAUGUUGGAUGACCCAGCCAUGGAGGAUGCCGCGUUUCUCCUUGCAACUGAAAUCGAGGUGCUUCCAGAGCCAGAUCUUGACGUUGCCCGCACAGUCUCGCCAACGCGAGCGUCGAGGAAUGACAACAUGAUCCUACCGUCGUCACUUCAACGCAAACAACACGCCGAGGUGCCAGAUUCUCAACGCGACAGCGCUCUGAACACCCAGUCCCAACGUGAUUUUAUCGGGGACUACUGUGACAUGUAGCAUCGCACAGAUCAUUCAUGUCUCCUCGGUAAUUUCUUUUUGUCCUUCUUGAUUUCCGUUUCUGUUUUUUGUUGAUUCUCGUUAUUUGUCGUUUUUCUCUCUUUGUCGAAUUCCCUCAUAAAUUCGUGUUGUCGAA